CACACUCUACGGCAACCCAGCGGCAAGAUCAUUUGUUGUUGGUCGCAGAAUGUCAAAGAUCGGAUCGAUUUAAACUUGCAUCUUAUGCAUUCGUUAACGGAACCACCGCUCGAAUGGUACAUUGUUGUCGUCACUUUAAGGUCGAAAUGUUGCGGUGUGGCGGUCGCGAAAUUUUUGAUGUAUGAUCCGCGAAUUCUGUGACUUUUAUAUUUUUUUUUUGUGUUUCGCAAGCAUCGGAGUUUAAUGAUCACCUGUAGGCGUCCGGGUAGGAAUAUUUACUGGCUGUGAAACAAUUGUGCGUCCGGGUAGGAAUAUUUACUGGCUGUGAAACAAUUGUUUUUAGUGAUGCAGACCAAAAAUAUUAACUUGGACCAUGUGGCAGUCAUUGACGAUGAUGCAAAGGAAUUCACUUUAAAAGCCAUUGGAUUAUUGGAGUCUAUCCCGCCUCUACCUCCAAGAUCAAUAACAGUAGCCAUUCCCAGUUCUACAUCUGUUCAAGUGGAAGGGAAUGGCCCUUAUAAGCCUGUUCCACCACCGAAACCACUUCAGCAACAGAACACGAGCUGCUUCACGCCACCUCCCUAUAGGAUGCCCCCUUAUCCGCUUUAUAACGAGCCUAACAUCCCUGGUGCUGCCAUUUUGGACACCCCAACUGUCACACCCACUCCAGAUAAUUUACACACACACUCCAGCAAAUUUCCGAUCGAACGAGAAGUAAUUUUGUCGAGUGCCGACAAAAACUCAAAAAUACCCAUUCUUCACGAAUACAUGAAAAAAUCGAAGGGUACAGUUGCACCCGAUUUACCACCAAAGCAAAUGGCUGCCUGGACUCAAGCCCAAGGUUCUAACUCGCAACAAGUUCCAAGGAAUAAUUGUGAACAGACUCAUUCGUUGUACUCUCAUCAGCAACAAUCUCAGAAUAAUAUCCAGCAAGUAUGCGAUGCCGGCAGCAUGUACAGAGCGUCGUAUCACCAAGACUAUUAUAGUCAUCAUUUGCAAAGUACCGGUGCACUUUCAAGAGCCCAGUGGCAAGGAGAUAUCUCGAGACCAGUUCCCGUUUCUCGGCCGUCGGAAGAAAGCACAACCGUGGCCGGACUUAACGAUCCCGGCAAAAAUAAUUUGCAAAAAGAAACGGGAAACAAGUCCAAUAACAAAACGGUUACAAAAACAUACAACACAAUUAAAGAUUUGAUAUCGAGCAAAUUUAAAAGUGGCAAAGAUAAUGACGAAAGGAAUGAACAAGAAAGUGGUUUAAAUAAUGCUUCUGUAGUGGAUGAUACCAGAAGCAAAUGCAGAAAUCAGGAAAAUUCAGAGUACACCGAAGAAAGGCAACAGCAGGUUCAAAAGGUCACCGGUGAUCAACCGAUGUAUGGAAGAUCGAGGGGUGAUGGAAUGAGCAUUCCACAUUCUUACAAUCAACAAAUGGUCCAUCAGCAUAUCAUGACGCAACACCAACAACAAUCCAGACAAGCAGUGCCACAAAGUCAGGUUUCGCAGCACCAAUAUUACUCGCACCAACAGCAGCAGCAACAACAACAGCAGCAACAACAGCAACAAUCUCAGGAAAUCCAAGACCAGUUGUACACACCGAGUUCAUAUAUUGUUACAAGCCAAAGACCAGCAACACGAUAUGGAAUAACGCAGUCCAGUGAUCAACAUUAUGUCAUGAUACAUAACGCCCAAUACGGUGAACAAGUCGAAGUGAUAAACGAAAGGUGUGUGGACACGGCAAUCCGAACUCCAAUGGAGAAACGAAGCGCUCAGCAGAUCGAACGUGAUAAUCUACGUCAGCGGACGUUUGAAGCAAGACGUGCUGCUUCUCAACCCCAGCUGGCUUGUGAGGAUGAUACCAAGACCGAGCACGUGGAACGGACUCGAAACCCAACCUGCCAACUUCCGGUUCGUCACGGUUCCCACGGAAACAUAGCUGAGUCGAACCUUCCACUACCACCCGGUUCGUCGCGUCAAGUUGAAGAACCUUCUGUGAAAAAAAGUAUUUUGCAUGAUUCAAAUGACGCCCAAGAUGGAAAUAUUAUUCAGAAGAAAGAAAGGGAUGAGUCGUCAAAGAUGUGUGAAGUACUGCUUGGCGCUCCCAGGAAACGGCUGGAAGGAGAAAUUGGCAAAAUAGAAGGCGUUUAUAAUGUUGCCUCGAAAAGUGAUAAAAAUUUCAGUGAUAAAGAUGAUAAGUGCAAAAAGACAAACGCGGAAUCUGCUGCCAGUUCGGAUUACGAUAAAUCUGGACAAGCUUCUUCGAAUGUUGAUUCGGGAAGAGGCAGUGCGGCGUAUAGCAGUGGUAGAAGACCCAACAGGGUCGAAACGUGCAACGAAUCUUCGUCUGGCAUCAAGGAUUCCUACAAUUCAAGGGAUGAUUCGGAAUGGGUGGAUGUAGUGGAAAAUGAGCUCCGUACAAUAUUAGAACCAAAGCUGCACGAGCUUUCGCUGCAUGGAAAUGUGUUCAUAGCUAAUUCCACGCUUAGCGAGAGUAUGUCUUCGAUGUCGCCCCCCUUACCGCCUCUAUCGCCCGGCGAACAAUCUUCUCCCAGCUUAACUCCCAGAAAUUCCGCAAAAUAUAAAAAGCAUCACAGUUUGCCAUAUGGAAGUAAACCGGAAUAUAGUGUCGAAAUGUACAAUAAAAUGACCAAAACAACUACUCCAGGAAAUCAAACUAGGUGGCAAGGAAAUAAUGUUCAGAAACAUAGGACAACGAAAAAACCAGAACAUAUUAAUUACAUGAAAGGAAAACAAGUUUUUGGAUUGGACAAUGCCGAUAUGACGUCGACCACAACUCGUUCUCUGGAUCUAGAAUCGAUGUUAGACAAUCAAACUGACUCUGAAGGAGAUAUUAGUACGACAGAUGCAAGAGCCAUUCGAAAACAGCUGGAAGGUUUAGAGUCCAUGUAUUCUGAGGUUUUAAAGCUUCUUGGUGUCAAAAGACAAAUGGGACGAUACCAACCAUCCGAUCCUCGCUUUAGUAAACGAAGAUACGGAAGUAUGUCAUCUCUUCCUUCCAGUUCCGUUAGUAGUCGUCCCAUCAGAGAUAAAAGAAGAAUACAUGAGGAUCGUAGAAAAGUCAAAGAUAUACGAGGUAUCAAUAAAAGAUUCCAACGUCUGGAAUCCCAUGUUGUUACUCUGGCCAGAUCUGUGGCGCAUCUUUCGUCCGAAAUGCGAACACAGCAUCUCAUGAUCCAGGAGAUGGAGAAUAUUCGGGGUGAAAUCGCGACUCUCAGAGCACAAACUAACAUGCUCAAUAUACGAUCGCAAUCGACACCAAGAGGAGGCAGCAAUUCAAAAGAUUUGCCAAACCUCACCAAUCCAACCAGAGUAAAGAAAUUAACUAAGUUUUUUGGCGAUGAGCCGCCAUUAUUGAGACUAUUCUUGAGAAAAUUGGGAUACGAGAAAUAUGCAAACGUUUUUGAAAAUGAAAGGGUAGGUAUGGUAGAACUGCCGUACCUUAGUGAAGAACGUCUACAAAAAAUGGGCGUACCUCUGGGACCAAGACUGAGAAUUCUUCAGGAAGCCCAAAUUUCCGUUUGCAAAGAAAACACCUUAGCUAUCGUAUAGGUAACUUCUGGUAGUUCUUCACAUUUCUUGUACAUACAUACAUCUUACAUUUUCAAAAUGGCGGCUCAUAUUUCAUUCUCGGAUAUUUAGUUUUUAAGCAGCUAUUAUUUAUUAUUAUA
Molecule: messenger RNA, 3680 nt
Organism: Agrilus planipennis (emerald ash borer)
Lineage: Eukaryota; Metazoa; Arthropoda; Insecta; Coleoptera; Buprestidae
Product: homeobox protein 13-like
Exons: 15
Coding region: 346-3561 (1071 amino acids)
Molecular function (GO): protein binding
Source: RefSeq, a predicted model, not a curated record